Molecule: messenger RNA, 1191 nt
Organism: Meloidogyne enterolobii
Lineage: Eukaryota; Metazoa; Nematoda; Chromadorea; Rhabditida; Meloidogynidae
Source: the annotation of a GenBank genome assembly
AUGAAAUUAAACUUCAACAAAAUAUUUCUCUUGUUUUUAAUAAAAUUAUUGUUUCAAGUCAAAGCUAUAGAAUAUAAACUUCGUGAAGCCAAACCACACAAACAUCGUUGUGCUUAUCAAUAUAAAAACGAGAAUAACGAGGAAGAAGGAAAAUGGAUAUUAAAACCAUCAGCUACAGCCUGUCCAAAUGAAUUAGAUAUUGUUUGGCCAGAAGAACAAACAAAUAAUUUAUUAUUAAUUGGAGAAAGUACUCAUGAUAAUAAACAAAAUAAAAAAGGAAGAAAAAGGAAAAGAGAAGAAGAAACCCAACAACAACAAACUUUAUGCCAAAUAAUUUUUGGUAAAAAAGAAGGGGAAGAACAAAGGUUGAGAUCGGAAGCUUGUGAUAAUGAAUCACAUUCUGAAAAUCAUCGAGACAAAUAUCAACUUAAACAACAUUCAUUCAGUUGUUACACAAUUAAAAAUAUCCAAAACAAAUGUCAAAAGACGAGUGUUUGGUACCCAACAUUAUCAGAACAUUGCCAAUCAACUUGUGGACUUUGUGAAUUGGAAAGGAAGAAGAUAGAAGAAAAUCGGAGGAGAGAAGAAAGUUGGGAUGAUAAUGAUGUUUCUAUGGAGAAGAAUAGAAAAAAUAAAAUGAAAAUUCCAAGAAGUAUUUUUAAAGUUUAUUUUUUUUGCGGACAAAUAUUUGCGGACAAACAGGGAUUUGGAAAUGUUCCUAACAAAUUUCCGCAUCUCGUUCUGGGAAAAGAAUCGUCUCAAAAUAAUAUAAGUAAUCAUAAAAAAUUAAUCAAAACAGGUAAAGAAUGUCGAAAUCGUCGUGGUGACACCUACUGUCUGAAAAAAGUCCUGACAAAAGGAAAUGCUUGCAGAAAUAAGCCGUGGAUCCUUGAUCGAUGUCAAGAAGCAUGUGGAGUAUGUCUUCCAUGGAAAUAUAAAUGCAGAAAUAAAGAGAACUAUAAUCGAAGGUUUGAUUUAAAAUUAUUUUUAAAAAUAAAGUUUAUUUUAUCCAAAAGAUGCAAACGCUGGAAUCACAACGAUUUUUGCUUAAAAACAAAAUUUUCGUUGGCAAUAAAGCUUCAUUAUUGUGCAGAAGAAUGUGAAUUUUGUGAUAGAAAAGAUGAUAUAGAGGAGGAUUACGAGGACGAUGAAGAUGUUAUGGAAAGAGGAAAGCAAAAAUGGCUUGUAUAA